UAGAAUCCCACUUCUUCAAAAGAAAAAGUCUUCCGAUGCACACAUAAAAUUCACUCCAAAUAUUUUAAAUUUACAUCAACCCUCGCUCAAUUUUGAAGCUUUGUUAAUAAUCAUACUUAUUUUGCAAUGGAGAAAGUAAUGGGAAACCCUAAUUUCAACAAUUCAAUCCAAUCUGAAACUGCUGAAUUGAAGAAAAUUGAUGACAAAGUUCUUCAAGAAUCUGGCAAUGAUUUACCAAAAACAUGCACCCCACGUCGGCUUAAUCUCCCCAACGCUUUCAAUUUCCCUGAAAGGUAUAGAAGUCCAACAGAUUCAGUGGUGUCGCCUGUUACAAGAGGUCUUCUUGCAAGAGACAGGAAAGCUGGCGGUUCUCUCUUGCCACCUAGUAUUAAUCAAGCCAAGAUUCAUGAAUUGCGAGUUGAAGAAAUAGGUCUUUUUUCAGAGUUGAAGAAGUGAUCUGUGGUAUGGAUUGAAAAAGCAAAAAUCAUGUAGAUUCUUAAACCUAUUCCUUUGUAUUUCUUUUGAUCCAUUUUAUUGUAGUUUUUGAAAUGUAAUUUGAACAUAUUUGUUUCAUGCGAGACUAUCGAAAUUGGUGAAAA
Molecule: messenger RNA, 599 nt
Organism: Gossypium arboreum
Lineage: Eukaryota; Viridiplantae; Streptophyta; Magnoliopsida; Malvales; Malvaceae
Exons: 3
Coding region: 127-456 (109 amino acids)
Source: RefSeq, a predicted model, not a curated record